This is a messenger RNA of Lathyrus oleraceus (garden pea), 2379 nucleotides long. Its product is annotated as MDIS1-interacting receptor like kinase 2. The coding region runs from base 1 to 2286 and encodes 761 amino acids. Gene Ontology annotation, molecular function: protein binding. The record is from RefSeq and is a predicted model, not a curated record. The transcript has 2 exons. NCBI's taxonomy places the organism in Eukaryota, Viridiplantae, Streptophyta, Magnoliopsida, Fabales, Fabaceae.
AUGACUCAAGAUCAAUGCUUUCGAUUCAAGAAACACCAUGAUCGCAACCUUCGAUUCACAAAAUCAUAUCGUAAAGUCACUCGUGAAGCAUUGCUCCGUCGUGAUUUCCGCAAUAUCAUCCAUUUCUGCCGUACCAAACCAGAACCCUGCCGGUACGAAAUUGGUAACUUGUCCAAAAUAAUUGUUUUGAACUUUUCUACAAAUCUACUACUAGAAGGUUCCAUCCCCAAAGAAAUGUGGACAUUGAGGAGUUUAAAAGGCCUUGAUUUUUCUGCAUGUCAGCUAAGUGGAGAAAUUCCGAAUUCCAUAACAAACUUGACUAACCUAUCCUAUCUAGAUUUCAUGGACAACAAAUUUUCUAACGGCUAUAUUCCUCGUGAGAUUGGAAAAUUGAACCACUUGGAGUAUCUAUCUUUUGCAGGUUGUAACCGUAUUGGUUCCAUUCCCCGAGAAAUUGGAAUGUUGACAAAACUCGGUGUUAUGGAUUUGUCGCAUAACACUCUAUCUGGUACCAUUCCAGAAACAAUUGGUAACUUGACCAAUUUAAAUAAACUUUACCUUUCUAAUAACACAUUGUUGUCGGGAACAAUCCCAGUCUCCAUGUGGAAUAUGUCUUACUUGUCCGAGCUCUAUUUUAGUACCAAUAAAUUUUCUGGAUCAAUCCCUUCUUCUGUACAAAACUUGGUCAAUUUGAAGGAACUUUCAUUUCAUUCCAACAACUUUUUUGGACCUAUUCCUUCCUCAAUCGGAAACCUGACAAAGCUAACGAGAUUAUACUUGUUCACUAAUAUUUUUUCUGGACCGAUCCCCGCUUCUAUUGGAAAUAUGAUCGAUAUGUUGUUCCUCAGUUUGGUAGAAAACGAUCUUUCUGGAACUAUUCCUGCUACAAUUGGAAAUUUGACAGGGUUAAUGGCCUUGGAAUUGGCCAACAAUAAAUUGCAUGGUAGCAUUCCACAAAGCCUAUAUAACUUUACCGACUUGGGUUCCUUUACAUUGGACGAGAAUGAUUUCAUUGGCCAUUUGCCACCUCAAGUUUGUUCUGGUGGAUUUCUACGAUACUUCGCUGCUUUUCGCAACCAUUUCACUGGUCCAGUACCAACAAGCUUGAAAAACUGCUCUAGUAUUGAAAGAAUUAGGCUUGAGGGUAAUCAAAUAGAAGGUGAUAUAGCGCAAGAUUUUGGCGUAUAUCCAAAUUUGAAAUACAUUGAUCUGAGUGACAAUAAAUUUUAUGGUCACAUUGCACCAAACUGGGGAAAGUGUCCUAAUCUUAAUACCUUCAUAAUAUCCAACAAUAAUAUCUCUGGUGGCAUACCGUUAACACUUCUUGAGGCAAACAAACUAGGAAAACUCCACCUUUCUUCAAAUCACUUAACAGGAAAGCUUCCAAAGGAACUUGGAUACCUGAAAUCAUUACUUGAAGUUAAGAUCAGCAACAAUCAUCUUUCAGGAAAUAUUCCAAGUGAAAUUGGAUUGCUAGAGAAUCUCGUAGAUUUCAAUGUAGGAGGAAACAUGUUGAGUGGCACAAUACCAAAAGAAGUUGUGAAGUUACCCUUGUUACAGAACUUGAAUUUGAGCACGAACAAAAUUGAAGGGAGAAUUCCCUCGGAGUUUGGCCUGUCACAGCCUCUUGAAUCUCUUGAUCUUAGCGGGAAUUUGUUGAGUGGAACAAUACCAACAGUUCUAGGAGAGUUGAAGCAACUGCAAAAGCUGAAUCUGUCAUGCAAUAAUCUUUCCGGCAACAUUCCAUCCAGUUUUGAAAAUUCCAUGUCAAGCUUGACUUAUGUCAACAUAUCAAACAACCACUUAGAAGGGAGGAUACCAAAUAAUCAAGCCUUUCUCAAGGCUCCAAUUGAGUCAUUAAAAAAUAACAAAGGCUUGUGUGGUAAUCACACUGGCUUAGAGCUUUGCCCAACCAGCCAGAGUCAAAAGAAACACAAGAUCAUCCUACUAAUAUUGUUUAUUAUCUUAGGUGCUCUGGUUCUGGUAUUUUGUGGGGUGGGAAUUUCGAUGUAUAUUCUUUAUCGGAGAGCAAGAAAGACAAAAACCAAAGGUAAAGAUUCUAAUGGCGCACAACCAGAUGAAGUCUUUUCCAUAUGGAGUCAUGAUGGAAAAAUGAUGUUUGAAAAUAUCAUUGAAGCUACGAAUAAUUUCGAUGACGAUUUUCUCAUUGGAGUGGGAGGAGAAGGAUCUGUCUACAAGGCGAAGUUGUCUGCGGAUAUGGUUUUUGCAGUAAAGAAACUUCACUCGCGAACCCUAGGUAGGAGGUAUCUCAAUUGGGCGGGUUAGGGUAUCCGCGGUUCAGAAUUUUGAACCCGACCCGCCCAUAUAAACCCAAUUGAAACUGCUAUAUUUUAAUCACUGGCCUGAUAGACCGUUUGA